Molecule: messenger RNA, 1590 nt
Organism: Fusarium vanettenii 77-13-4
Lineage: Eukaryota; Fungi; Ascomycota; Sordariomycetes; Hypocreales; Nectriaceae
Exons: 1
Coding region: 1-1590 (529 amino acids)
Source: RefSeq, a predicted model, not a curated record
AUGUCCCAGCCCCGCCAGAGAGCGACCUGGCGAGAAGGUGAUGGGACGCGACAGGCAAACCACCAUUGGUCAACUCAAUCUGAACCAUCACCUCGAGAUGGGCACCAUUCUCCACGCCAACCCUGUCGUAGAUCCGACCCUGCCUCGCCGAUCGAAUCCCCACUCUCGAUAUGCUCUAGCCCUGACUUUGAUGGCAGCUAUGACAUGGACUCAUACUGUCACGAGCUCACCUUGCCUCUUCGCAUUAGUCCUGCCCCAUCAGAGCCAUUUAUGCUUCGACUAUGCAUCCAUCCCGACUUUAUUCCGGUUCCUGACGGUAUGAUUCACUUGGGCCGAGACUCUGCAUUUGUCUCGCAUACAACUUCCCUCCAUGAGCCGGCUCUUGUCCACAUCAAUUAUGAGCUCAUCGACUUGUGGGCUAAUGCUCAGCGGAGCGCAUCUCCUUCAUCCCGAUCCUCGCCUGAGCCACCAUUGGAACCAGGGGCAGCUCCAGAAAGAGCCAUAACACGCUUGUCCAGCCUGGUGGGCCAGACUCCAUAUCUUCGCUGGUCUGUUUUUGCCUGUGCCAUUGCCCUUCUCGCCAUCCUCAUCGCAUCCUUUGCCAGCCAAGGUCAUCCAGCCUGGGUCUUGGCGUCCUCUACUGAUCAGACGGCCGAAUAUCUCAUCUGGCAGCCCAUCCACAUGCUCUACCGCGACUACGAGGAACCAUUACUUCCCCUCGUCACACCUGUUGAACACGCCGACAACCCACUCCUCCCACUGGAGCCAUACAAUCUCGUCGGCGCGCUGAGAAGCGAGCUGACCGAAGUCAGCUACGGGGUGGCUUCCUGGCAGGGCAGCUCCUUGCCUGGACCAGAGGCUAACCUGGCAGAUCGUAUCAUUCACUGCCUGAGGCGAUUCGGGACCAUGCAAUUUUACUACAGGGAUCUAUUUCGCGUCACACGCACUCUUGUCAAUGCGCAGACGGCUGUCACUCUCGCCCAUGCCAUCAACCAGGGUACGUCGGACCACCAGAUCAGAAACUCGAUCAACGGCUUCUGGCAGCUUCAAGAAGCACAGAACCGACAUGCAUUGAAGUCACUUUGGGCCCUCAGGAGACAGCUGCAAGCCAUCAGGAACGAUAUUGUGCCCAUCUUCAAUGAUGUCGACCAAGGUUUGAGACCGCACAUUGAUGACCCCCGGAGAGGGUGGACUCGGGAUGCAAUCGACGCCAUCGACUUCUCCCGUGAUCAUAUCUUGCCUCUUAUCGAGUGGAUAGCUAGCCGUAUCGACCGGGCUAUCACCAAGCUGUCCGGCCUUGAUUCGAGACUGGCUCUUCAGGUCGAAUACUGGCAGAACAUGACUAUCAACCAGGGCACUACCCGGAAGGUCACAUGCCACCAUGAGACUGAUCAUCAAAAGUCUUCCAUCUCAGGUUGGGUUCUGGCCUGCGAGGAGGUGACUACUCACUGGCUGCUGGAUAAUCGCACGAUUGAAGAGCUGGGCAACGUUGGGAAUAGGGGCGCCGAGAUGGGCAAGGCCAUCAAGAUCAGGGAUUGGUGGUAUGACAAGAUCCGUCCGCCGAGGCCAAGCAAGAGGGGCAAGCGAUAA